Somion occarium is the source of this 705-nucleotide messenger RNA. The record is from the annotation of a GenBank genome assembly. Lineage: Eukaryota; Fungi; Basidiomycota; Agaricomycetes; Polyporales; Cerrenaceae.
AGCGAGUAAUCGAAAACAAUACAUACGACAAAUGACGAAAUGGUUAGAACAACAAGAAGCUGUCCACCAUUUCACAGUGUACUUGGAGUGGGCCACCGGAUAUCAGACACCUGAGCAAGGAUCUUCAGAUGAGACUGAGGUGGCGAUGGCUGAAGAUGGUGACAGUGAAGAUGCAGAGGUCAGAGAACCAGAGAAAAUCAGCUUGGAUGUGACUGGACCAUUUGUUGAUGCAAUGGCAGCAGCUGAAGAAGAGGACUUGACUGCAGAGGAGAUGGUGAAGGAUGAUGGUGGUCGAGAUUAUUUCAUCGCAAAGGAGGCAGCUUACACCCAGAUUGAGCUUGAGAAAGUAGAGAGAGUGUUUGGUGCUGUUGAUUUUGCACACUGCCUCAAGGAGUUUAUACACGAUGCAGUAUCCAAGUCAGCAGAACGUGGACUGCCUGCCAUUGAAAUUUCCAGCAACACGCAAGUCGACCUGUUCAAACAAGUCAAGGUUGUAUUGCUGGAACUCUCUCAAGUCACUAAAGACACCAUCUUUGAUUCAAUUCACGCAAUACCUGGCACGCCAGCAGAUGGAGCACAGGUUAGUGUUCUACUGCAAUUCAGCACUAUCCUGGUAUGCAAGUGAAUGCAAGAUAUUAUUUCUAGAAAUCUGCUCGAUGGCGAGUACCUUCUUUUGUGACUGGUUAAUAACAAGACUUACAAUGU